This is a messenger RNA of Closterium sp. NIES-67, 9244 nucleotides long. The record is from the annotation of a GenBank genome assembly. Lineage: Eukaryota; Viridiplantae; Streptophyta; Zygnematophyceae; Desmidiales; Closteriaceae.
CCUCCUCCCUCCCUUCUUUUCGUAGCUUCUGAAUCCCAACAUUGAGUGCUCGCCGUUGGUACUGUACUAGUAAUCUUGUAUCACAAGCUUGCAUGACUAAUUCCGCGAAAUAGUAGGUCCAUAGACAGCGAGUGCUCGUAUACUGUGCCAUACUUUCGCCGUUUUAAAUAGCUCAAGCGUCGCCUACCGAAAGAUCCUUCAAAUUCUCCCAUGUCGCCCGUGACGAUAAGAUCUUGUCCCUCGGCGGCAAAGGCUGGACGAGCAUCGAUCAUCUUCGAAGCGAUACUCUGUGAAUCGACACUUUGUGAAUGAUGUCGCUGUAGUUCGCGCGAGCCGUGCUCCACCCGAAAGCUUAGCGGAGAAUGCCGUUCACGAAAGACCGAGCCACUCGAACUGAAAAACAGCAGUUAUGAAGAAGGAUUGACUACUUUUGGAAAUCAUUUAAUUUAAUUCUAUCGACACAAUAGACCCAAGCACAUCUCUGCUUUUGAAAGUCACCUUGGGUUGUACACUUCCAUCUCGAGUAGCUACUCGUAACGCGUUGCCACUUGUAACGCGUUAGCAGGGUUCCCCGAAUGACGUACACGUCUCGCGAGAACGGCACGAGUGACUUCCGACAUUCGACGGUCCUGUUCCCUCAGGGCAGCAAGCAACAGCCUUCACCGUCCCGUCUCUCCCCCCGCGGUGACUUUUGAGUCGACUCAAAAGUCAUCUUCCGACAUUCGACGGUCCUGCUCCCUUAGCGCAGCAAGCAACAGUCUUCACCGUCCCGUCUCUCCCCCCGCACUCCACAGCAGCAGCCUUUUAGUCGACACACGAGCAGACUCACUCGCUGCGUCCAACGGAGACAGCAGAUGGCUUUUGAGUCGACGCGAAAGACGCGGCUGCCAUUCUUUGGGGAGCUCCUGGCGUCCAUGUUGGUUGUGCUGCUGCUGCUUGUUCGGGAAGUCAGUCCCGUUGCAGCGGCCUGCCCUCUGCUAUCCGAGGUGCAUGUGGACCCGUCAGCCAACGGUCAGGCAGCCGACUGCUGUGGAGAUUCCGGCACUCCUUGUGGCUUAAUCGAGCAAGCCCUCACAAUCCUACCCUCUACUGGCGGCACCAUCCUCCUCUCCCCAGGCACUCACUCCGUCUCCCCCCAGGGCCUGCAGCUAGGGGGCCGUCCCCUCACCAUCGCUGCUGCUGCAGCUGAUGCCUCCGCCUCUGCAUCUCCCUCCCCUCUCACUCUAAUCAACUGCACCAGCGACAGCAGCAGAAGCAGCAGCCCGUGCUUGAAUGCCACGUGUGUACCUCCCAGCGCGGGAGCAGCAGCAGCAGGGGGGGAAGGAGCUGCAGGAGUGGGGAGCAUGUGUGGGGAGCAGCAGGCGAAGCUAGUCCUACGGGGAGUGGUAGUGGCCAAUGGUAUGGCGGAUACCCGCAGUGGCGGCACCACCAGCAGCAGGGGAACUGGCAGCGGUGGUGGCACUAGCAUCGGCGGUACUGGCAGUGGUGGUUGUCUCCUGGUGCAGGGGCAGGCUGUGGAGGUAGUCAACUCCUCGUUUGUCAAUUGCAUGGCUGCGGACUGUGGUGGGGCAAUCUUUGCUGCCUCCUCCAACAACGUCACCAUCACGGGCUCGCACUUUGAAGCCUGUAAGGCUCUUGGGGGCACUCCUGCUGCUGCUGUGGGUGUUGGUGGUGGUGCUGCUGCUGCUGCUGCUGGACCAGGGACUGUGGGCAAAGGAGGAGGGGCCAUUGCUCUGUACAAUGUUGCCCACGUGGCGGUCUCUGAUUCGUCUUUUCACAAGUGCUCCUCCCUGGCAACCAAUGGCGGCGGCCUGGACAUCAUCUCGUCCAAUGCCGCGCUGACAGCUGUCCGCUUCUCCGGCUGCCACGCGCAGGGCCUGGGCGGCGCGGUCUCGUCUGCUCUGUCCAACGUGACUGUAACGGAUUGCCGGUUCCGAGACACGCACGCGAUGCGGGGGGGAUGCUUCGCGGACAAUUCCUCUCCGUUUGUCUCGAUCUCCUCCUCCUCCUUUCUCCGUUGCAAGGCGGAUAUAAUGCAAGAAGGAGACAUUUACAGCUCAGUAAACGGAGGAGGGGUGGCUCUUAACGCAACUGUGUCAGUCACUAUUUUCAACUGCACCUUCUCUCGUUGCCUGGCUUCUAUGGAUGGCGGGGGCCUCGACGCCCUCGACCCUGGAAACCUCACUAUAAUCUCCUCCGUUUUUAGCCAUGGCUCCACUUACAAUCCGACUGGAGGUGGGGGGGGUGCAGUGUCCACCCGAGGCGGUAGCGUAACGAUUCGAGGAACCCUGAUGGAGAAAAACUGGGCGAACAGCUCGCUGGCCAGUUUCGGCGGCGCAAUCUCGAUAUUGGAUACUGCAAUAGAGAUAUUUAAUUCUACUUUUAAGGAGAAUAUUUGCUACGGGUAUCUGUAUGGUGGGGCGGCGAGUCAAGGCGCGGCGAUAAACCAGGCGUGGACGAGGAGGGAGGCAGUGAUUCCUCUGCUGAUGGACGGGUGUGUGUUUGAGCGCAACGUGGCGGACGCGGCCACGGUGGGGUACUUUGAAGGGCACGCGACUGUGCGGCGGUCGAGGCACGUUGGGAACGAAGCACAGUACCGGCAUGGAGGCGCUUACUAUGCCCUGAUGAACUCGACCAUAGAGGACUGCCUCUUCGCCCACAACACAGCGGUGCAGGACGGGGGCGCUGUUGUCACGUCUGGUCUGCUGAGCACUGUCAUCCGCGGCUCUGUGUUUGUCAACAACACGGCGACUUCUGGGGAGGGAGGGGCGAUCGCUGUGCUGGAUGGCACAGCGGGCACGGUGCUGGUGGAGGGGUGUCGCUUUGAGGGCAAUGCAGCGUUGGCAUCCAAGGGGGGAGCCAUCUCCGCGGCCACUGCUGCCCUCACAGUCGCCAACUGCACCUUCCUUGGCAGCCACGCGCUUGUCAAGGGCGGUGCUGUCGCAGUAUCAAACCCCACUUCUCCUCCCAGCAGCACCACCGACACCACCGCCCCCCUCCCUCUAGCUCGCUUCCUGAACGUGACCUUUGCAGCCAGCAACGCCUCCCUGGGGGGGGCGGCGCUGCAUCUGGGCAUGGCGGCCCGCGCACGGCUGGAGGGGUGCCGCAUGGAGGGCGGGCAGGCGAGCAACGGAGGGGGAGUGAUGCUGGAGGAGUUUGCCCAGCUGGAGAUGGCGCGGUCGGAGUGCACAGGGAACAGCGCGCCAUCCGGAGGAGGCUGCAUCUCCAUGAGCGAGUUGGCGGCCGUUGCAAUCACAGCUUGCAACAUCACGGGAAACCAGGGCGGCAACGAGGGCGGCGCCAUCAGAGCCACGGGGCAGACACGACUCUCCAUCACGGGCUCGCUGCUGUCCAACAACAGUGCCAUGGACGGUGGCGCGCUCUGGUCUGAGAUGGGCUCCAAGGUGCACGUCUCCUCGUCGGUCAUCUCCCACAACGCCGCCACCAUCCAGGGCGGCGCCUUCUACUGCAUCCAGAACGCGCGCCUCACCCUGCUCGCCUGCUCCUUCCAAGCCAACACUGCUGCCAGGGGCGGGGCCAUCCUGGCCGAGGGGGGUGUGAAGAUAACCGUCUCAGGGGGGCCGGGUGAGGGCACAGGAGCAGGAGCAGCUGAGGGAGGCUCAUCUGCAGGAGCUUGGCCUGUCGGGGCUUCGGUGUUUGAAGGGAACUCGCAGCAUGCCGUUGUGCUGCAGGGUCAGGCGGUGGGGUCCUUCCUCGGAUCGGUGCUUUUCCGGGGGAAUGCAGGCGGGAAGACGAUGGAUGUGAGGGACGGGGGGGCGAUCUUUGCCACGGAUUCGACGGCUGUGGUGGUGGGAGGGGGGGUCGUGUUUGAGGGAAACACGGGGCGUAGAGGUGGCGCGAUCUUCUGUGAUGCUGACAGCACGCUGGUUGUCAGCUCCCAGGUCAAUGUCACUGCGCUCGCUGCUGCUGCGGGUGCUGAUGCUGCUGCCGAUGCAGUUGUUGCUGCUUCUGAUGCUGUUGCUACAGCCACAGCUACAUCUGCUGCUACAGCUGCACCUGCUGCUGCUGCUACAGCCGCAGCCACAACUGCAGCAGCCACAGCCGAAGUACCACACUUCACAAAGAAUCAGGCGCAGGAGGGAGGAGGGGCAAUCUUUGCGGCCGGCAACACAUCCCUGCAGAUCUCCGAUUCGAUUUUCGAGUCGAACCGGGCGGCAACAGGGACAGGUGGCGCGAUCCUGGUGCUCGACUACGCGCACGGGCAGCUGAAGGAUUGCGCCUUCCGAAGCAACGAGGCAGGCUCGGAUGGAUCCGCUGUGUAUCUGGACCGGGGAGGCAUGGGAGGAGGUUCAAGUGGAGAAGGGGGUGCGGGGGAGGGAGGGGGUGGAGGAGGUGGAGGAGGGGGAACAGGGGGAACGGGGACAGGGGGAAUGGGGGGAAUGGGGAUUAGCAAAGCAGCGGUGGGGGCAGUGGUGUUGGUGUCUGAUAUUGCAGGGUUGUUGCAGGUGGGAAACAGGGCUGGGGUGAGUCAAGCCGGGUCCAGCAACCUUGGUGCUAAUGGCAAUGCCACUGCUGCUGGUGCUGGCGCCGGCAGCGGUAGCAGCGGUGACGACACCAGCACCAGCAGCGGUGGUGGUGGUGGGGUGACGGGAGGACUGCUGCCUCUGAACGUGUCCGGGUUGUCGUUUCUCCGAAACAGAGUCAUCGGCAAUGCCAGCACACCUGCUCUCAGCACUGGAGGAGGAGUAGGAGGUGCAGGUGGUGCAGGAGGGGCAGGAAACGGGGGGAUCGUGAUGGCAGCAGGAGGGCUGGGGUCGGCGUUCCUCGAUGCUACGUUUCUCCCUGCCAUGCGGUCGACCUGUGUGGGGUGUGAAGCGAUGGACAAGCAAGAUACGAUCGGCACGCUCCCGGCCUCCUUCCAGUUGCUGUGGUCAGGCCAGAACGACUCGGAUGCAGCUGCAGCUGACACCAUCUUCCAGGUCAAAGGCGACCGUGCCAACCCAGUGACCAACCUCCACGUCACCAUUCUCGAUGCCGCCGGGCUCGUGGCGGUCAAUGACUUCCGAGCCAAAGCCUCCAUCCUGCCUUCACCAGCCAUCAGCGGGCUCCUACAGGCAACCUCGGUCAACGGCCGCGCCACCAUCCCCCCCGUCACCAUCGUCGAGCCGCCGGAAUCGGGGAACCUCUCGCUCACUCUCUCUGUUUCCUCUUCGCUAGAUGCUUUUCCGCCGAUCUCACGGACGGUCGAGAUCGCUUUCUGCCCGCCCGGGCAGUUCUACACCCGCCCGAACAUGGCCUGCGCGGUCUGCCCGGUCGGCAGCUGGUGCGGGUCCGGGCGGGGCGCGGAGUUCUGCCCGGCGGGCAGCUAUAGUUUUUUCCCGGGCGCAACGUCGCUGUCGGAUUGUUUAACCUGCCCGACGACGAGUGACGUGCUGAAAGACACAGUGGCGGUGACGUGUGAGAGUGGCAAGAUGCAGGUUGAGGAAGGGUUUUGGCUUGACUUUAACAGUAUCACUGCAGGCAGCCCUGCAGUGUACGCGUGUGACGUGCUGGAUGGCUGUGCGGGGCUGGUGUACUCUCCCCUCCCCGCCGGACAGACCUCGAACUCCACCCAACAGCCCGCCUCUCAGUCAACUCAGUCAACUUCUCAGUCGGAUUCUCAGUCGACGGCACUGCAGCAGCCGCAGUGCAAGGCGGGGUACAGCGAGAACCGCCUCUGCUCCAGCUGCGCGCCCGGCUACUACUCCGUGCUCAAGUUGUGCUACGAGUGCUCGGCGUCCUUCCAGCGCCUCUUCCCGCUGCUGAUCGUGCUCAUCGUGCUCGCGUGGGUGGCCAUGGGGGUGCUCUCGGAUUCCUUCCACACCAUCGCCAUCUUCGCUAUAGAGCUGCAGAUGCUCACGUUUAUCGGGUCGUACAACCUGCCCCUGCCCCCCUGGGUGCACACCAUCGUGCAGUACUUCCAGAUCGCCCUCUUCGUGCCGGAUGUGAUCGGACCGGGCUGCACCGUCAGCUACUCCUUCGUGCAGCAGUGGGCGGUCACCAUGGUCAUCCCCGUUUUAGGCGUCCUCGUUUACGCGUGCCUCUACCUGACGCACCGCCUCUACGGCCUCGCCGUCACUCGAAUCUACGGAGCACCCAAGAACCACCUCAUCACCAGCACCACCACCCUUCCUCCUGCUCCUCCUCCUCCUGCCACUGCUUCGGCUGCCCGUGCUGCUGCCGCCAACGGUACCUCUGCCGCCAACAGUGCUGCUGCUGCCAUCGGCGGCUCUCGCGCCGAUGACUUAGCGCCGCUGACAACGAAGCGGGAGAUGUUUGACAAGUACGAGAACACGCUUAUUCACGGGGUCACCAACUGGCUCGACCUCAGCUAUGCAGCCGUGACCUACCGCUGCUUCCAGGCUUUCUACCAGCACUGGUAUGGGGCGGAUGUGAUGGGAGCAGCGCCAUAUAUCGAGUGGUUCUCGGAGACCCACAAGGUGGUGUUUGCGCUGUCAGUGGUGAUCGCGGUGGUGUACGUGGCGGGCGCGCCUGUGUGCUACGCGCUGGUGCUGUGGCUGGGGAAGGCCAAGGGGAUUUUGCGGGGUCACACGUAUAAGAUGCGGUGGGGGUGGAUGGUGAGCAGGUACGAGUACGACUACUUCUGGUGGCAUCUCACGUGCUACGCGCGGCGCAUCAUCCUUGUUUCCAUCGCUGUCUUCGGCGUGCAGUCGCCCCAGACUCAGGUGUCGGUGACCCUCCCCCUGCAGGCCAUCCGCAUCGGCCUGCAGUACGGCGCGUCCCCCUUCGCAGCCUUCUCGCACGACAUCCUCAACUCGCUGCUGGCCCUGGCGGAAUUCCUCUUCACCGUGGCGCUCACGGGGUACAACUACAUCGGCAUCGACACCGGGGCCAACGUGCUCUUCGGCUUCUCCUUCGCCCUCAUCUUUCUGCCCACCCUGGCCAUCCUCUGCUACGAGCUCAUCAACUGGUACAUCACGCGCUGCAACUGCCGCGAGCUGAACCACAUGUGGCAGAAGGACAAAGCCAAGAAGUCCAUGCGCUCUCGCAAGCGCCUCAUCUCCCUCUCCGUCGACGACCUCGUGCACCCCUCUGACGUCGCCCGCUGGUUCCGCCCGCACGUCCUCUCCGCCUUCCUCCACUACUACUCCCCCGCCUCCUCCGCCUACCAGGCCGCCCGCCGCAAGACCCUCUCAGAUGAGGUCGAAUCCGGGGUGGACGGCGCUUUUCGGACGGACCAAACCGGUGACGGCGACGCAGGAAGCGGUCCCGGUUGGGAACGGUUCUGCGGCUUUGGGCCCGAUUUUGAGGCGGCUCAGAACCAAGCCUCAAGUGGAGGUUUGGAGCAUCUGAGCACGGCUGAAAUGCGGCGGCGGCGGCGGCUGUUACUUCGACUACGGGACCGGUUUGAGCAAAUUCGGCUGGCGGGGCCGGGGGAUACUAAGUGGACGAAACACUUAAGUAAGAGUCAGAUGUAUGGCGUGCUGUCACAGGCGCUGCUGGGGGCGGCGGUGGGGGAGGUGACGGUGGCGAGGAUGCCAGUGAGCCGGGGGAGCGAGGGGCUCCUGGAGGGUGGUGCUGGUGGCAGCGGUGCUGCUGCUGCUGCUGGUAGUGGUGGUUGUGGUGCUGGUAUCAGUGGUGCUGGGAUUGAUGGUGGCCCUGGCUCUUGGGGAUGCUCCGUUGGUGCCGCCGGUGUUGAGGGCGGUGGGGGGGGGUAUGGGUUCAGUGGCAGGUUGGUAGGCGACAGCAGCAGGCUCACAGGUGCUUCUACGCCCACCAACAGACUUAGCACAUCUGAUGUCGGGUCAAAGAGGCUUGGCACCCCCGAAGCUGGCUCCAGGAGGCUCAGCACCCCUGAGGCUGGCUCAAGGAGGCUUGGCACCCCCGAAUCUGGCUCAAGGGCUGUGUCAAGAAGGCUCGGAACACCGGAGCUAGGGUCGGCGAGAAGAGUGUCAGUUUCUCUCUCAGGGGAAGGCGGAGAGGCAAGGUUGGUGGAAGCGGGGGCAGCAGCAGGAGCAGUGGCAGCGUCAGUGCCAAUUUCAGUUUCGGCAUCAGGUGGCUUGGAUGCAGCAGGGGGAGGUGCACCUGGGGGAGGUACACCUGGGGGAGGUACACCUGGGGGAGGUACACCUGGGGGAGGUACACCUGGGGGAGGUACGCCUGGGGGAGGUACACCUGGGCGUGGUUCAGGACGCUUCGGGUCUCGGAGUCUGUCCAGACGAGAACGGUGGGUGCAGCCAGAGGCGAACAGAGGUGAAGCGACUGGGUUGGGAGCGGUGGGAUGGGAUGCAGAUGAGGAGGAUGAGGAGCGAAUGCUGCUGGAGUGGCCGCCCAGGCUGGAUCAUCACGUCAGCUGGACGGCAACUGAUGCUGAGGGCGGCGAGCUCCGGAGGCGGGGCUUGUCUGGGAGUGGAGCGGGUGAGGUGGAUGUCUUGGUGAAUGGGGAUAGAGAGGAGAGGGGGGAAGGGAUGGAGGGGGAUGAGUUGGAGGAGGAUGAGGAGAGGGAAGGCGAAGAGGAGGAGGGUGAGAGUGAAGGGGAUGAGGAGGAAGAGGCGGAGCAGGAGGAAAGAGGAGAGGGUGGGGGAAACAGCGCCACUGGUGAAAACGGUCAGCAUCAAAUGCAGCAGCAGCAGCAGCAGCAGCAACGGCAAGAGCACCAUCAGCAGCAUGGGCAACGCCAUGGGCAACGCCAUGGGCAGCAUCCAUCAGAGCAGCAUUCAGGGCAUGAGCAGCAGGCAGGGCAGCAGGCAUCGCAGCAGGGGGAGUACGUGGAGGCGCGCAUGAACAUGGCGGAGCUCACGCUGCUCUUCCAGCGCCACCUCGCCCUCCUCGUGCGCAACGAGGCCCUCCGCCGCCCCACCUCUCUGCGCCUCCUCCUGCGGUCCGAAGCCAUUCAGGACCUGCUGGCGUGGCUCACCUCGCCCCACUGUGAGCCCGAGGACCAGCAGCUGCUGAGGGACGUGGUGGCGAUGAUGCGGUCGGCAGCGGUGGCAGAGGCGGGCAGCCUGCACUGGUACCAGGGCUUCUGGGCGUUCUUCCGCACGCACUCUGUGCUGCACCGCGCCAAGACAUGUGUGCAGCCAUGCCUACCAUCAAAACCACUGCUGGAAGAUGGUUGACAUCUAACUGCAAUGCUGGGAGAUUGACUUAACACUGAUACACUAGAAACGCUGACGUCCGGAUGUAUUUCUGGGAGCCUAGCAUGCACCACUGCCGUAGCUUACCAACACCCUGUAUAAUAUUCAUUCAGGAAACGAAGGUCGUGAGUUGUGGAACGUGUUGG